UGUCCCUGUUGUUUGCUGCCACGUACGGUCCUGGGGACACGGCGUAGCUGGGAGCCAUGGUGGGACCUGCGGUCCCCGUGAUGUGGGACACCCUGCCCGCCUGCCAUGCCUUCAGGUGCCAGCACCGUCCUCGAGGUGUCGCGUGGCUCUGCCUCCUGCUCCUGCUGCCUGUCUGUGUCCCUGCCACCGUCACCAACCCUGGCAUCAAGGCCUGGCUGACCCGAAGUUCGCUGGAGUUCGGCCGCCACUUUGGGCUGGAGCUGUUCCAGUCUACGCUGCAGAAGGAGCAUGAACUGAACCUGACAGGAUCCUACAACAUCCCGCUCCUGGGGAACCUCACCUACACUGUGCCACGGAUCCACAUCCAUGAGCUGCAGAUGAACGACUCCACGCUGGACUUUGCCGAGGACGUGGGGGUGAGGCUGAUGGUGCAACGUGCCCAAAUCCAGCUCAGCGCCGACUGGGCAGCCCAGCUGGGUGCCAUCCAGGACAGUGGCUCUGUGGAGCUCCGCAUGCGGGACCUGGCUGUGGCAGCGGUGCUGGGGGUGAGCGAUGAUGGCAGCGGCCGCCCCACGGUGUGGAGUGCUGGAUGUGACACCCACGGCACCGACCUGCACAUGGAGUUUCACCGUGGAUACAGCUGGAUCUACAACCUGCUGGCACCGCUGCUCCAGAGAACCCUACGGCAGCAGCUAAACAAGCAGCUCUGCCUUGAGCUCCAGAGGGGCAUUGACAAGCUGGAUGCUGCCCUGAAGCACAUGAGAGUGUCCACACAGCUGGAUGCCUUUGCUGCCAUUGACUACUCCCUGCUGGGACCGCCGGCCUUCACAGCGGAGCACGGGGACAUCGUCCUCAAGGGGGAGAUCUUCAGGGUGGGCAUGUACCAGCAGAGACGCUCAGCACUGCCGGUGGCACUGCCCGUGGCACUGCCCAUGUCUCUGCCCGUGGCACUGCCCUUGGCACUGCCCACACUGACGCCCAAGGCACUGCCCGUGGCACGUGAGCCCAUGCUGCUGAUGGCUGUCACCGAGUUUGUUGCCAACUCAGCCGCCUUCACGUACUUCACGGCUGGGGCCCUGCGCAGGAACAUCUCCAGUGACAUGCUCCCACAGAGGUUCCCAUUCCAGCUGAGGACCAAGAGCAUGGGGGUCUUCUCCCCACAGCUGCAGGAACGCUACGGGGACCAGCCCAUGGAGCUGCACCUCUGGGCCCGCCGGCAGCCCCUGCUCUCCUGCCACCCCGACGCCCUGCACGGGACCCUCUUCAGCUCUGCCGAGGCCUUUGUGGUGCUGCCCAACACCACCCGUGUCCCCGUCUUCCUGCUGAACAUCGAUGCCAACGUGACAGGAAAGCCAACCAUCACCAGGAACAGGCUCGGGGGGACUGUGAGACUGACAGGACUCAGCGUGACACAGGUGGCAUCAAACGUGGGCCCUGUGGAGGUGAAGCGCCUGGAGACUCUGCUGAAGUUUGGGCUGUGGCUUUUUGGGGUGCCCCGAGCAAACAAGUGGCUCCAGGCUGGCAUCCCUCUGCCUCUCCCACAUGGUCUCAGCCUGCUCAGGCCCCGAGUUUCGCUGCAAGAGGACUUCGUGCUCAUCGCCACGGACCUGCAAUAUGAGCCAUGAGAUCUCCUGCCUCGUGGGAACCCUCCAACCAUGUCCCUGUCACCAUCCCGGCGCCAUUGUGACCCUGUGGCUGGCAGAGCCGCCUGCCCGUGGGACUCAAAGACACCCCCCCUCCUUGGCAGGGAUUAAAACUGGGAG
Pseudopipra pipra is the source of this 1763-nucleotide messenger RNA. Its product is annotated as bactericidal permeability-increasing protein-like. Lineage: Eukaryota; Metazoa; Chordata; Aves; Passeriformes; Pipridae. Bases 57 to 1625 code for a protein of 522 amino acids. The record is from RefSeq and is a predicted model, not a curated record. Gene Ontology annotation, molecular function: lipopolysaccharide binding. Gene Ontology annotation, biological process: lipopolysaccharide-mediated signaling pathway; defense response to Gram-negative bacterium; innate immune response. The transcript has 16 exons.